This is a messenger RNA of Penicillium verhagenii, 1749 nucleotides long. RefSeq lists its product as uncharacterized. The coding region runs from base 1 to 1749 and encodes 582 amino acids. NCBI's taxonomy places the organism in Eukaryota, Fungi, Ascomycota, Eurotiomycetes, Eurotiales, Aspergillaceae. The transcript is spliced from 3 exons. Gene Ontology annotation, molecular function: protein binding. The record is from RefSeq and is a predicted model, not a curated record.
AUGGAAUCCUUACCUCUAGAAAUCUUCAACUGGAUUAUCUCCUACCUCCCACUAAAGGAUGCGGCAGGGUGCGCAAGCGUUUGUCGAGAUUGGCAGGCAAUCAUUGAGCGAGAAACAUUUGCUUCGCUAUGUUUGACCCCAUCUCGUCUCAGUGGAUUUCGCAAAACUCUCGGUUUCUCUGUUGAUUCAACUCACCUGCAAAGAAGACGCUCUUACGUCAAGCACAUUUUAUUCUAUGCCAUACUCCCGGAAUAUGAUGUGAGCAUGCCUGAGAUGCCAGAGGACAGGCUUCAAAACAACAAGGCCUAUACAUUGGCAAUCAAGUCCCUUUUUGAAACUUUGUCCCUUUGGCCAGACUCCGACAAUUGCGAGGUAUUGCUUGAACUCAGAGCCCAAUCUCCUAGUGACUGGGAUGCGGAGCCAGAUGAGCUGAAACGAAGGCGGCGUCUGAAGUCAGUGAUAUCUGGCAACACGGGCGACUUGCUAAAUAUCAGAUGGGCAGAUUCUUUUCUGGAUAUUGAUGGAGAAGCGGAAAAUCUCUGUCUGGCUCCUGUGGUUAAGCAUCUCGAUCUGCGCCCUGGAGGCUCAGUUACGGACCUUGACCAGACUCCCGGGGAACAUCGAAUGCUUUCCCAAGCAACUCAUUCAAAGAUAAUAUCUCGCCUACCACAGCUGCGAUCUGUAGUCAUGUAUCCAGAUGACGAUGAAAGAGAUGACCACGCUCAGCGCAAUAGUCUCCGUGAAGAAUUUGCGCUCAGCCUCUCAACAUGGCCUAGCUCUCUGAGGUCCCUAACAAUGGAAUACCCUGGCGAGCCACCAGAGAAUCAAAAUUUCCCGCCGCUCGUCCGCUCAAUUCCCGGAAAGGACGCAUUGAGUCUGGCUCUGAACGUUCUAAGUCAGCAGCUGGAGAGUAUCAAGCUUACUAUGAUGAUGACAUGUCCUGAAAUCCUCUGGCCACAAAGCACAACAACGCAGCCUUAUUGGCCCAGAUUAACGCAGUUUCAUUUGUCUUAUACAGUUGCUACACCAUCUGGGCAGUGGUUGUUUGAAAGGGACCCAAGAUGGAGAGACCAAACGCCAGAUAAAAUUACUUCAGAUGAAGGCAAUUCGGAUGACUCAGAGAACAACUCAGAGGAUGACCUAUCAGACCACUCUUCAGAUCACAUUUCGGAUGACUCGUCGGAUGGUUCUUCGGAUAAUGCUUCGGAUGACGCUUCGGAUGAUUCUUCAGAUGACGCCUCGGAUGACUCUUUAAAUGCCCUUCUCGACUACUUCAGGGAUGACCCUGGUGAUGAGGGUUUGGAUGAUGAAUCGCAUGAGAUAGCUGAUGGUUUUCUUCCGCCGCAGGAUGCUGAUCCCAAUUUGUUUCGCACCAAGCCCCUUAACAUCCUCAACAACCUUUAUUUAGCAGCUGGACGUGCAGCACGUCAAAUGCCUCAGCUCAAGCUAAUGAAGCUUGAAGCUUGCAUUGACUUUGAUGAGGGCCUGAACCAUGUCAUCACGCGGGGUGACCCCCUCCACGGCUUCCGAUAUCAUAGACCAAGUGGGGUGGCGAGCUGGGUUAGCACAUCUGAGUUUCACGUAACGAAAGAAGUACGCGAUGUUUGGGACGCAGCUGCGAAAGGUCACGGCCACCGUGCAAUAAUCAUCGAGAAUCUCGGCUUCCCCAAAAGUCAACCCGAUUUCAAUGAUCCUCGCGUCUUUGAUCAGAGUUUUAGAGAAAAAGCGGAGGUUUUCUCAUGGGACUGA